This is a messenger RNA of Entrophospora candida, 1603 nucleotides long. Lineage: Eukaryota; Fungi; Glomeromycota; Glomeromycetes; Entrophosporales; Entrophosporaceae. The record is from the annotation of a GenBank genome assembly.
AUGUUCAGAUUGCAAAAAGAAAUAUUUAUGUUGAUAAAAAGCAAAAAAGAGACUGAACAAUCGAUUGCUUAUGGAAAGCAAAUUAAUAAGUUAUUUUUAGAUACAGAGCAACUUUUGCGUACAUUAGAAGAUGAAGUAAAGGAAGGAGAUGAAUUAGAGAACUCCAAAACUGAAUUAAUUAACAAAUUCCAAAAUUUGACUGAUUCUCACAAGCACAAGGAAAAAAUUAAUGUUGCCCUUAGCAAAAAAGAAUUAGAAUUAAUUGAGCAGAAAAUGGAAAUAGAGAAAAUCCAGCAGAAAAAAAAAGAAUUAAAAAAAAUUUUUCAAACUGAUGACAAUAUUUUAAGAGUUGUAGAAGAGUGGGAAGGCAAAAAAUAUCCAGAUCUUAAUUCUUGGCCAAAAGAAGAAUUAGAAUAUUUAUUAGGAGUCUUUCCUAAUAAAAUACAAAAGAGAAAUAAAAAAGAAAAUACUGAUUUAAAAGGUGCAUCAGAUUUUUUAGAUAAAAUCAAACAAGAAGCUAGAAAAUCUUUAAAAGGAAAAAGCAAAGAAAUUCUCCUUCCUAAAUAUGUUUUUAUUCAGUCAAGUAAUAAAAAAUAUCUUGGUCGAGAAAAUGAGAAAAAUUUAACUUUUUCCAAGACAGUUUGUGAAGAAAGUUGCAUGUUUAGAGUCAAAGGGCUAGGGAAAAAUGAAAUAGGAUUACAAGCAGACAAUGGCCGAUGGUUUUCUGUUGAUGAUGAUAAUAAAGUAGAACUUGCAGACAUAGAAAAAAAAAAGAUAGAAGAGUGUCCGCAUUGCCAGUUUAUAGUUAUACAAAAUGCUGGAAAUGUUAUCUUUUUAAAGGCUGACAAUAAUUAUUUUCUUGGAGCCAGUACAAGAAGUAUUAGUGACAUAAGGUAUAAAGUAGAUAAGGUUACAAAAGAAGAAAAAAGGGGAUCCAAAGGAGAAGAAGAAGAUAUAGGAGCUGAAACAAUCAUAGAAGUCCCAUCUAAAAAAGAAGUCAUUAAAGAAGGAGUUUACAAGAAUUUAGAAUCAUAUGAUAUUCAUACCGAAAUAAGGGAACUCAGAGAAAUAGAAACUGAUAAAGAACAAAAAAAGCAAGUAGUGACAGACAGUUUUAUGAAAGCAUACUCCCCCGAAUUAGAUGAAAAGAUAAAGUUAGUAAACAAUCAAACUGGCUUUCCACCAUUUAAAGAAGUUCCACAAGUAGAUAAGUUUAAUCAAGAAGUUGAGGGAAUCAAAGACUUUCAGAAUUAUAUGCUAACAGUUAUGAAACCUAUAAUGGAACAAAUGAAGUUUAAGCCUACUUUUGCUACCCAAGCCAAUUAUCAGGAAGUAGCCCGCAGACUAAAAGAAGAGAUAAAUCCUAAUUUAGUCUCUAUUUGUUCCCAGUUUGCUUCUUUAAGUAAUGUUAAUAACCUCAACACUUUAACUAAUGAAUAUUUAAGCAAGAUUUUUCAAGGUUAUACUUAUGCCGAACUUAUUCAUGAUGAGUUAGGACAACAGUUAAACCUUGCUAAUCACCAGAAGUUUAAGUUUGAAGGAACUGGUAAUCAUUCGGAAAAUGAAAGGUGGAAUAUUGCUUUAAAUGAAUUUGCUUUUAAGG